AUAUCUCCCUACAAUCUCUCCUCAUAAUUAAGAGAACAACAGUCCCCAUUUACAUUCUCCUUCUCUCUAUAAGUGUCCUUCAUUCCUGCAGAAACAUGACUCCAUUCAAGUCUCUAGCAUUUAUAACUUUGCUUGUUGCCAUAUCAGCUAUAGAAUCCGAGAGCAGAGUCGCAAGAAAGGAUUUGGGACUGGAUCUUGGUGGUGUAGGAGUUGGGGUUGGUGCAGGAGUAGGCCUAGGUUUAGGCGGUAGUGGCAGCGGCUCUGGGGCUGGAGCUGGAUCCGGUUCAGGUUCAGCAGGUUCUGGUUCCAGUUCGGAAUCAAGUUCCUCAUCAUCAUCUAGGUCAGGUUCCUCAGGUUCUGGAGGCUCCGACGCAGGUUCAUACGCUGGCUCCUAUGCUGGGUCUCGAGCUGGGUCAGGCUCAGGUUCAGGUUCAGGUUCAGAAGCAGGUUCAUCCGCUGGCUCCCGUGCUGGGUCUCGAGCUGGGUCAGGUUCAGGCAGCGGGCAAGGGUCAGGCUAUGGCAGUGGUGGUGGCGGUGGAAAUUAAGUUGAGAAUUUACGAGUCUUAAUUAGUUAAAGUAAGAGAAUGAGAAGACAGUCACCAUUUUGUGUAAAAAUAAUGAAGUAGUUAAAUGUGAGUGUUUGUAGACUAUGGAAAAAAGGGUUGUUUGUGGUCACCAAUCCUCUGCGUGUUCUCCAUUAUUAUUGUGUUCACGCUGGUCUUUCUUUUUAUCAGAAUGUGUCUGGGUUUAUGGCAAUGCUAGCUUCCUUUAUCAUGUAUGAUUGUUAGAAAUAGCAAUAAAAAUGUUGUUUUUAUAUAA
This is a messenger RNA of Ricinus communis (castor bean), 819 nucleotides long. RefSeq names its product cell wall protein IFF6. Lineage: Eukaryota; Viridiplantae; Streptophyta; Magnoliopsida; Malpighiales; Euphorbiaceae. The transcript has a single exon. The record is from RefSeq and is a predicted model, not a curated record. The coding region runs from base 96 to 545 and encodes 149 amino acids.